GCAGGCAGGAGGCUAUAUGAGAGGAAGUUUCGUGACUUGAGGAAGAAUAGUCUACUGCUUGGGAAGGGAAAACGGGGGUGCAUUUGUUGGGAUUUUUCCAACUCAAUUCCAUCCAAUCCAAGAGCAAGUUUCACCGGAUUGAUUCCCCACCGCACCCGACCACAAAUCCCACCAAGCAAACCCUAAUCCGUCGGCCAUGUCGUCCUCCCCCGCGGCGCUGCGCUUCUACUGCCACCAGUGCGACCGCACCGUCUCCCUCGCCCCUCCCGCAUCCCCGGACGCCGACGUCUUCUGCCCCCGCUGCGGCGGCGGAUUCGUCGAGGAGCUUCCUCCCAACCCUAGCCCCGCGCCUCCGGCCGCCGCCUUCUUUGCCCCGCCCUCCUUCGACAUCCGCCACCCCAGCGACCUCUCCGCUUUCUUCGGCCCCGCCUCCCCCGAGCCGCUCGCCCCAGGCCUCUUCGAUCCCUCCAACUUCCUUCACGACCACUUCGGCGGCCUCCUCUCCGGCGGCGCCACCAUCCAGAUCGUCCUCGAGGGUGGGCCCCCGCCCCCAGGCCUCAACUUUGCCGACUACUUCGUCGGCUCCUCCGGCCUCGAGCAGCUCAUCCAGCAGCUCGCCGAGAACGACCCCAACCGCUACGGCACCCCGCCCGCCGCCAAGGCCGCCGUCGCCUCGCUCCCUGACGUCGCUGUCUCGGCCGACAUGAUGCAGGCCGACGGCGGCGCUCAGUGUGCCGUCUGCAUGGACGACUUCCACCUCGGCGCCGCCGCCAAGCAGCUCCCCUGCAAGCACGUCUUCCACAAGGACUGCAUCGUCCCAUGGCUCGACCUCCACAGCUCCUGCCCGGUCUGCCGCUUCGAGCUGCCCACCGACGACCCUGACUACAAUCACACCCAUCAGCAGCACGGUGAUUCGUCUGCCCCUGCUCCCCCUUCCCCCGCUCCCGCGGUCUCCUCCCCCAGGGUGGCCGAGAGGAGGUUUAGGAUUUCGCUGCCCUGGCCUCUCAGGGCCGCUUUUGGCGCUGCUCAGGCAGAGAGCAGCAAUCCCACCGAUGAUGACGUGCCUCCGUCUGGCAGCGAUGCAGCUGGUGGCCCUCAGUCUCAGACUGGAUAUGAUGAUCUCGACUGAGGCCUCAAUAGCCGAUCUUGGAAACAAAUAGGCUAUACACCAAAGAUGAGAGAUGAUACCGUCGUGUACCAAAUUAAUAAAUGUGCAUCAGAAGUAUGGAGUCCUUUAGGAACCUCUGCUGACUGUUGAUGGAAUAUGGUUGGUUUGUUGACACUGUCAGUGCAUUGUUUCUGAAGGGAUAUGGGCCUGUUAAUUUAAAAUUUGUAUUCACUAAUGGUUGGGGGAGGAACGGUGGAGAAACUGAGUCAUGUAUAGUUGUUCCUUUUGCAAUUGCUGCAUGGUUUUUUUCCUGUUCCAUAAGUCAUUUGGCCUUUGGAUA
This is a messenger RNA of Zea mays, 1448 nucleotides long. RefSeq names its product E3 ubiquitin-protein ligase RING1-like. Gene Ontology annotation, cellular component: cytoplasm. Gene Ontology annotation, biological process: protein ubiquitination. NCBI's taxonomy places the organism in Eukaryota, Viridiplantae, Streptophyta, Magnoliopsida, Poales, Poaceae. The coding region runs from base 197 to 1129 and encodes 310 amino acids. The transcript has 2 exons. The record is from RefSeq and is a predicted model, not a curated record. Gene Ontology annotation, molecular function: ubiquitin protein ligase activity.